Molecule: messenger RNA, 2764 nt
Organism: Drosophila biarmipes
Lineage: Eukaryota; Metazoa; Arthropoda; Insecta; Diptera; Drosophilidae
Gene: RNaseZ
Product: ribonuclease Z, mitochondrial
Exons: 2
Coding region: 128-2428 (766 amino acids)
Biological process (GO): mitochondrial tRNA 3'-end processing
Cellular component (GO): mitochondrion
Molecular function (GO): 3'-tRNA processing endoribonuclease activity
Source: RefSeq, a predicted model, not a curated record
UUCGCCGACACACGUUGCAGCGGCUGACGAAACCCAUGCGAAUUGUUUUGGUUAAAACCCCGGUUUCUCUGUUUCUUAGAAACUAUAAGUUCUAUGACCCGCGGUUGCAGUCGCCGACGAAAUACGCAUGUAUUUAGCGAGAUCCACUCGGUCGCCCAUCCAAAGAACUCUGCGAACAUUCACGACGAGUAAACCGAUGGCGGCCACCAUUGCCUCCGCCAAGGAUCCACUGACAGGACCUCGCUACGAGCGGGAACCCAAUGUGCUGAAGAAGAAGCUGGCCUCCGUGGUGCCGGGCACCGUCAACCUGCAAGUACUGGGCUCCGGCGCCAAUGGAGCCCCCGGCGCUGUCUACUUGUUCACGGAUCAGGCGCGUUACUUGUUCAACUGCGGCGAGGGAACACAGAGAUUGGCCCACGAGCACAAGACCCGACUCUCCCGCCUGGAACAGAUCUUUCUCACGCAAAACACCUGGGCAUCCGCCGGAGGAUUGCCCGGUCUCACGCUGACCAUCCAGGAUGCCGGAGUGCGCGAUCUGGGUCUCCAUGGGCCACCUCAUCUCGGCUCCAUGUUGCAGUCAAUGCGACGCUUUGUGGUGCUGAAAAACCUCCAAGUGCGGCCCAAUGACUGCUCCGAAGGCGCCUCCUUUGAGGAUUCCAUCCUCAAAGUGGACUCCCUGCCGCUGAUUAGCUCAGUGGAUCCAACGAAAAGUGUGAUCAACUACAUUUGUCAGCUAAAACCUCGUGCUGGCGCUCUCAACCUGGUCAAGUGUGUGGAGAAGGGUGUGCCUCGAGGACCUCUUCUGGGAGAGCUCAAGAACGGAAAGGAUAUCACCCUGCCCGAUGGCACGGUGGUGCUUUCAGCUGACGUCUCCGAGUCCAGUGAAACGGCCCUCUCCUUCGUUUUUCUAGAUGUACCCUCUGAGGAGUAUUUGCCGGGGCUCCUGGCUCAUGGCAAAAGGCUUAAGCAGUUGGGCGAAGAGAAGCUUACCGAAGUGGCUCUGGUGGUGCACUUUACGCCUCAUCAAAUGGCCUCUCGGCAGGACUACAAGGAUUUUGUGGAGGAGAAUUUCACGCCUGCCACCCAGCACAUCCAUUUAAGUUCCCCACUAAACCAGUUCUCUGGCUAUGCAGCUGCCCAUCGCAUCCAACACCAAUUGCACCAAUUGGCCCCGCAAGUUUUUCCACUGCUCGGCGAGCAGCUGCCGUGCCAGAGUCAGUGCCUUAGCCUCAACCUGAAGAAAACCAAGCUGGAUGAGGGCGAUGUUGAGGAUAAGGCGAAUGCUAAGGCGACCGAGGAAGAGGAGCAGGGCGUGGUAGCCAUGACCAGCUUUCAUCUAAGGCCAAGGAAGGGUCUGGAUCGCACCCUAGAGUCCAAGCUCACGCCGGAGGAGUACGUUAAGGAGACCCAUGCCGUGCCUGGCUUUACAGAACUCUUGGCCAAAUACAAAGAGGACUAUAGUUUCCCCAAUAACUCGGCCGACAGCUUUCCGAAGAUUAUCUUCCUGGGCACCGGCUCCUGCAUUCCCAAUAAGACGCGCAACGUUAGCUCCAUUCUGAUAAAGACUGCGAUCGAUGCCUACGUGCUGUUGGAUUGCGGGGAAGGCACCUACGGCCAGAUUGUGCGGCUCUAUGGACGCGACCAGGCGCAGCAGGUUCUCCGUCAACUACAAGCGAUUUAUGUCUCACACUUGCAUGCCGAUCACCAUAUCGGUCUGAUUGGUCUGCUCCGGGAAAGGAGGCAACUGGAACCCAAGGCUGAGCCUCUGAUUUUGCUGGCACCUCGGCAAAUUGAACCCUGGCUGGAGUUUUACAAUCGGCAGAUAGAAACAAUAGGGGAUGCCUACACGCUAGUGGGAAACGGCGAACUCCUGUCUAAUCCCCUAGCCGGAGAGAAGGUUGAACCUUUGGGAAUCACAUCCAUAUCCACCUGCCUGGUGAGGCACUGCCCUAACUCAUUCGGCAUAAGCCUUACUCUAGCAGCCAAGUACAAAAACGAGCCCGUGAAGAUUACCUACAGCGGCGACACAAUGCCCUGCCAGGAUCUGAUCGAUAUAGGCCGCGACUCCACGGUGCUCAUCCACGAGGCCACCAUGGAGGAUGAUCUGGAGGAGGAGGCUAAGUUGAAGACGCACAGCACCGUGUCGCAGGCCAUUCAGCAGGGCCGUAAUAUGGACGCUCGCCACACGAUUCUCACCCACUUUUCGCAGCGUUACGCGAAAUGCCCGCGGUUGCCGAAUGACGAGGAUAUGCAACGAGUGGCAAUAGCCUUUGACAAUAUGGAAGUGACGCUGGAGGAUUUGCAGCAUUACCACAAGCUCUACCCCGCCCUCCUGGCCAUGUACGCCGAGUAUACGGAAGAACUGGAGCAGCGGGCGGUCAAGCGGGAGUUGAAACAGGAGCGAAAACGCAAAUUGGCGGAAGCGUGAUCGCAACUGGUUCAAUGGAUGAGCAGGAUUAUUUAUUCUAUCAGCUACUGUUAAACUAAUAUUAGGGAGGAGCGGUAAAUGUUAAGUUGUGUAGCUAUGCCUUGGACCCAUGAAAUGUAUCCAACAGCAAAGCGAGAAUAUAUAAAUUUUAUAUAUGACAUUUAGUACAUAACACAUUUGUUCAUAUAUGCCAUGUUUUCAUAUAACUAAGCAUUUCAGGGGUAGCCUUUAUACGACAUGUUAUUGUUUAGGGAAACUUUUUGGUCAACUGUUCAAUAUCCUGGUGUUAUGAAUUCAAUUCCCCCACGACUCCAAUAAAAUCUUACAAUCCUCGAA